ACUUCGCUCGGGAGCGCGCGCGCGCGGGGGCGCGCAGGGAGAGCGGGCGGAGCCUGCGGGGGAUUCCCCGCCCCGAGUCCCUUCUCUUAAAGCCUUGGGCCGCUCACGAGCUCGAGACUCGGCGCUCGGAUCCCCCAGCAGCUGCGCCAGGUGUUCUGUCGUCAUGGCGGCCUCCAUGUUUCCACUGACCGGCGACUCCCACCUCUUAGUGGGAGAGCCCUGCGUUCAGAUCUUCGAGGAGCCCAAGCAGAGGGGCAUGCGCUUCCGGUACAAGUGUGAGGGACGCUCAGCUGGCAGCAUCCCGGGGAGGAUGAGCACCGACAACAACAGGACCUACCCCAGCAUCCAGAUUCUGAACUACUGUGGGAAAGGCAAAGUGCGGGUUUCCCUGGUGACCAAGAGCGAGCCCUACAGGCCACACCCCCACGACCUGGUGGGCAAGGACUGCCGGGACGGCUACUACGAGGCCGAGUUCGGGCCCGACCGCAAGGUCAUUGCGUUCCAGAACCUGGGAAUCCAGUGUGUGAGGAGGAGGGAGGUGAAGGAUGCCAUCGUACAGAGAGUGAACCGCGGCAUCAACCCGUUCAACGUAUCCCGCGAGCAGCUGCUACAGACGGAGGAGUACGACCUCAACGUGGUGCGGCUCUGCUUCCAGGUGUUCCUGCAGGACCAGUCGGGUCAUUACACUCGAGCGCUGAGACCCAUCGUCUCCAACCCCAUCUACGACAACCGAGCCCCCAACACGGCAGAACUGCGCAUUUGUCGUGUCAACAAGAACAGUGGCGGCGUCAAGGGCGGGGAUGAGAUCUUCCUGCUGUGCGACAAGGUGCAGAAAGACGACAUCGAGGUCCGAUUCUUCACUCAGACCUGGGAGGCCAAGGGCUCCUUUUCCCAGGCUGACGUCCACAGGCAGGUGGCCAUUGUCUUCAAGACCCCCCCAUACUUCGACCCAUCCAUCACAUCCCCCGUGACUGUGCACAUGCAGCUGCGCCGUCCCACUGACCAGGAAGUCAGCGAGCCCAUGGAAUUCCGCUAUCUGCCUGAUGACAAAGACCCCUACGGCUGCCAGGAGAAGAAGCGAAGGAGGGAGGACCUGAUGAAGGUAUUGCCGACUUUCUCAGGAAUGAGCUCCACAAACCGAGUGAAGUUGUCGGCGCGGACUCCCACCACGACCGUGAAAAAAGAGCCACUCCACAUGUUCACGAAGCCGCUGAUUUCCAGCCUGAUGUCUCAGACUGCGGGGGGAACCUACAGCAGCAGCGCGGCAUAUCAGCCGACUCCACAGCGCCCCAUGGUGGCGCCGCCCCCCAUGGGCCAAGCGCCGCUCUCCACCAACCCGACGUGGCUGCUGCCCAACCCGGCACCGCCUGUCUCCCUGGACACCCUCCAGUUCAACACGCCCCCCCCUUCGGCGACUCCCACAUCGGUGUUCCCGGGAGGCACGGGGGAAGAGCAUGGCGGCAGCCUGCCCCAGCUCAUGGAGGGGGACCUGCAGUGCCUGAUGGCGGAACCCCAGGCUCCGGAGACCCCAGCAUGGGGGGCCCAGCAGCAGCUGCUCCAGCGCCUGCCCCCUGUCAAGGAGCCCAGGGCUUCCUGGUCCAGUUACGGCGUCCCGCCCCCCCAGGGCUUGCUGAACGGCAGCGGCUGCCCCCCCGCGCCCAUGACCCUCGACUACCUGCACCUCAUGGAGACCGAGGAGAUUCUGCAGCCCUUCAACCCCCAGCUGGUGUUCCAGGCCAAGCAGGAGACGCCCACGUCGGGACAGGAUCCAAACCCCAGUGCGGCCCUCAUGACUUCGUCCAACUGUGGCCCGUCUUACACCCCCCUGGUGCCCGCCCAGCCGGUGACCAACGGCGGAGCCCUGGAGGCCCUGAGGCAGGCUGGUGGGGGGGCGUCCAGCAGCCCCGGUUCCACCGCACACAAUAACUUUGGCAACGGGGUUGGCGGCGAGACUCGGUUUGACACCAUCAACUGGCCGUCGUUCUUCACAGAAUGACGGCAGCGAUGACGUGCGGCAGCUUCCCGGUAGGAGGUCUCCGCUGGCGGCGCACACGAGCUGGGACUCGAACUGGAGCUGGAACCACGCGGUCGGAAAGGGUCUCUUAUAACUGACUGUGUGGUUUUGCGCUAUACCUGGACCGGGUGGCCUGCCCCCCCAUGUGAACCGCACUGACCCUCCUACCGCCGGCAUCAGAACGGAUUUUGUCUGUGACACAGCUCCACAUUCACUGGGAUCGUGUUUGUGUUUCGCACGUGAACUGAGCCGAAGCUGUGGGACACGGUGACCUCAGACGCACUUUCGUUUGACGAGGAGAAGUGAGAGGAGGCUACGCUCCACUGUAAUGCCCGUGUCAUGUCGAACCCUUCGCCAACAGGAGCUCUGCACUUUUCUGGGCGCCCUGUGCCCACGCGCCGCCGCCCGUGGUUCUCUGGCGUGGUUCCGCUUUUCGGGGGCGGAGCUUGUGAACCGGGCACCUCGCCCUGUACGCUUAGUGCUGUACAUUUCCCACACCUGCCUUUCUUUGAAAGAUAUACACAGAAUGUUUUCUUAGUUUUAUAUGUAACAUGGUUUGUAAUUUAAG
Scleropages formosus (Asian bonytongue) is the source of this 2582-nucleotide messenger RNA. It is a transcript of the gene rel, whose product is annotated as v-rel avian reticuloendotheliosis viral oncogene homolog. Gene Ontology annotation, cellular component: cytoplasm; nucleus. The record is from RefSeq and is a predicted model, not a curated record. The coding region runs from base 164 to 1996 and encodes 610 amino acids. The transcript is spliced from 11 exons. NCBI's taxonomy places the organism in Eukaryota, Metazoa, Chordata, Actinopteri, Osteoglossiformes, Osteoglossidae. Gene Ontology annotation, biological process: positive regulation of transcription by RNA polymerase II; canonical NF-kappaB signal transduction; non-canonical NF-kappaB signal transduction. Gene Ontology annotation, molecular function: RNA polymerase II cis-regulatory region sequence-specific DNA binding; DNA-binding transcription factor activity, RNA polymerase II-specific.